UUUCUACCGGUCUCUGGAAAUACUUCRAAAACUGUUAUGGCGGAAUCAGAUAUACUUCUUUCUAUGGGUGCAGAGCUGGAAGUGUCGCCCCUUUCUAGUGCAAUUCCACCAGGUAUAACAGUGCUUAAAACAUCAAAUCCGUGGGAGRUAUUUGGAGUUUAUUGCAGUCAGACUAUGAUACCACGAGGGGCAAGAUUUGGUCCAUUUACAGGGAAAGUAUUUUCAAGAAAAGAUCGAAAAGUSUCAUACUAUAUAGACGGAACUGACGAUUCGACMAACUGGAUGAAAUUUGUCAAAAGCGCCAUCUCUGAUGAAAUGCAAAACWUGUCAGUSAUUCAACAAGGUGAGGAUGUCUACUACGAAGCUAAUAAACCAAUCUACAAAGGCACAGAGCUUGCAGUCUGGUAUGGGAAGAACUAUGAGGUAUUCAUGGGAGUACCGCUGGCUUUAAGGAAAGUGGACGCACAACAAUUACCACGAACGCUUGAAACUUCAGAGUGUGGAUUUUCAUGUCAAAGAUGUGGCAAAGUGUUUGCUUACAGGUACUACCGUGACAAACACCUAAAAUACACCCGAUGCAUYGACAACGGUGACAGAAAGUUUCCCUGCUCGUUAUGUGACAGAUCCUUUGAAAAGCGUGACAGAUUACGUAUUCACGUGCUCCACGUGCACCAAAAAUACCGCCCACAUCAGUGUAGUGUCUGCACUAAAAGAUUUUCACAAUCUUCGAGCCUAAACAAGCACAUGAGAGUACACAGCGGCGAGCGGCCGUAUAAAUGCCCCUAUUGUGAAAAGGCRUUUACAGCGUCGUCCAUACUUCGCACCCACAUUCGCCAACAUAGUGGCGAGAAGCCAUUCAAGUGUAAGCAUUGUGGGAAAGCAUUUGCAUCUCAUGCCGCACAUGAUAGUCACGUGCGAAGAACACACACCAAAGAAAAACCAUGCGUCUGCCAAUAUUGUGGAAAAGCCUUUGCGCAGUCGUACGAGCUCAAGUUCCACAUUAAUAUGCACACGGGAGCUAAACCAUACACGUGCGAAAAGUGCGGACGCGGKUUUUCCAGUCCUUCGUCACGUGAUAGACAUCGUGUUCAUUUUGAUUGCACGACAAGAAAAAAUCGCGCGCCGAAGACGAUGAAAAAACAUCAGCUGGUGUCGAUAGUGCCAAGGCAGUAGAAUCAUGUAUACAGGUGAUGAUCGGGUAAUG
Exaiptasia diaphana is the source of this 1204-nucleotide messenger RNA. RefSeq names its product PR domain zinc finger protein 14. The record is from RefSeq and is a predicted model, not a curated record. Bases 37 to 1173 code for a protein of 378 amino acids. The transcript is spliced from 4 exons. Gene Ontology annotation, cellular component: nucleus. Gene Ontology annotation, molecular function: protein binding. NCBI's taxonomy places the organism in Eukaryota, Metazoa, Cnidaria, Anthozoa, Actiniaria, Aiptasiidae.